GUCAUUGGAUUAAAUGUGAGAAAGUUCCAGUUGUAUAAAAACUUUUGUAAGGAACUAAAGAGUGAAUUGUCAUCAGCUCUCUGCAGCUUAUCUCCAGUGACUUCACAGCAACUAUAUAACAGAGUCUGUGCGUGAGUUUCACUAACAAUGCUGCUGUCCAACAUGACAGACUCGGCAGAAGCAGCAGGAGUUAUUCUCUCUGUGGACUUCAGCAGCCCGGAGGACUACUUCAUCUUCAUCUUCCACAUUUUAUUCGCCACCAGCACAGUCCUGGUAGCAGGGACGGUGGUGAUCGGGAUCUCAGCCACCAGAGCGCUCCGCCUUCAGAACCGCUUCAUUUUCAUGCUGAAUACCAGCAUCUGUGACACUCUGGUGGGUUUCUCUGUGUAUUAUCUGGGCCUGUUUGAUGUUCGGGAGCGGAAUCCUUUCAGAGACUGGACGUACAGCGUAUUACGGGAUCUGUUAGGGGUCAACAUACUGACAUUUCUGUUUGCUCAGUUUGACAGGUAUUUUGCUGUAUGUUAUCCAUUUGUCUACAGCCGUUUUAUAACAAGGCAGGUUGUCAUAGGAAUAAACGUUUACUGCUGGCUGUACAAUGUGUUCCACCUGCUGCUUAGGAAUUUGCUGCCUGUCUCCAAAGCUAUACAGCUGUAUGUGUUCGGCAUCAUCUUCUUCCAGCUGAUAGUGCUCACCAAAGUGAUCAUGACCAUCAAACUUUAUGUUGUAGCAAAGUAUCAGCUGCAGAGGGAUCCCCCAGGUCCAGAGAGAGAGAGCAAGAAGGAGUCGCUGAGGAUCAUUAUUUUUGUUGUAAUAAGCUUCCUGGUGCUGUGGUGCCCGUCUUUUGUGAAUAUUGCCAUAAAAUAUUUUACAGGAGCAGGGUUGACUUUCCGAAACGAUGCAACAAAUCUUUUUGUGAUCAUGGCCCGUCUCAAUGCCCUGUGCACGCCGUCUGUGUACAUCUGGGGGAGCCCGGCUCUGCGGGAGGCUACGGUGAGGACGGUGUGGGGGCGGGUGUGCCCUCGUUGCAGGACGAAGUAA
This is a messenger RNA of Fundulus heteroclitus (mummichog), 1038 nucleotides long. RefSeq lists its product as uncharacterized. Gene Ontology annotation, biological process: G protein-coupled receptor signaling pathway. Gene Ontology annotation, molecular function: G protein-coupled receptor activity. The record is from RefSeq and is a predicted model, not a curated record. Gene Ontology annotation, cellular component: membrane. The transcript has a single exon. Bases 148 to 1038 code for a protein of 296 amino acids. NCBI's taxonomy places the organism in Eukaryota, Metazoa, Chordata, Actinopteri, Cyprinodontiformes, Fundulidae.